AUGGCGCCCUCUAUGCCUACACGCAAGCAUCUUACCCGUGAUGAACGCUUGAAAAUUCUUACUCUGCGAGAAGAAGGCGUAUCAUAUAAGCGUAUUGCCGAUAGGCUUUCAUGCACAUAUCGCCAAGUUCAAUAUAUCUGUGAGCUUGGUAAGGCAACACCACGAAAGGGUCGUGGUCGCAAACCAAAGCUUUCUAAUGAGCAAUUGGAUGAUGUUAUAUCUUGGAUACGCAGCAGUUUUGAUAAUCGGCAAAAGAGUGUUUACCAGAUUGUUGCUGAGCUAGAGCUUCCUGUCUGCGGUGAUACACUACGCAAUAUGCUUAAAAAACGUGGUAUGAGAGCAUACCCUGCUGCACAGGCACCACCGCUGUAUCCCCGUACUCCGCUUCGUUAUCAGCGUUGGUAG
Penicillium macrosclerotiorum is the source of this 405-nucleotide messenger RNA. RefSeq lists its product as uncharacterized. The transcript has a single exon. The coding region runs from base 1 to 405 and encodes 134 amino acids. The record is from RefSeq and is a predicted model, not a curated record. Lineage: Eukaryota; Fungi; Ascomycota; Eurotiomycetes; Eurotiales; Aspergillaceae.